CGAAUGGCAGAUAACUCGGGGAGAAUGCUGCGUUUAGCAUUUGCGGGCGUGGGCAGCGUGCGAAUUGCUGUUCUGCAGAAUCACGGAGAUGUCUGCUCUGCCUAUAGCCACAUCCACAGCAUCGGCAUUCCAUUCUCUCUCCUACUUCUACAACCAAUUCCAUCUCUAUAGUCGUCCCAUUUCCUUCUAUUCCGCUUUCCCAACCACCCAACUCGCCUACUAUCCAAUUUUCAGGUCGCAUUGCCGUCAUAAUGGUAUAAGGCUUCUGGGUUCUCCUCCUCAUGCCUCAAUUUCAAGUCAAAGUCGAGGUGCUACAUUUGAUCCCGAGCUACGGUCAGUGCUUGAACUAGCCACAGACUCCGAGUUGUAUGAGCUAGAAAGUAUUCUUUUUGGCCCAAGUUACUUCAGUCCUUUGUUGAAGUCAAUAACCAAACGGGCGGAAGUUGACUAUGUGAUGAUUGAAGAGGACCCGGAAGAGAGGGACGAAUUUAUAUCGACUCUUGAAUCUAGAUUCUUAUACCUUGCAGCAGAUGCCCGUUCCACAUUGAGGGGUUGGAGGCCAUCAUAUAGAGAAGUCUUGCUUGGUGUAAGAAAAAAAUUAAAAAUACCUUGUUCAACAAAACUGUCAAGCGAAGAUCUAGAAGUAGAGAUUUUCCUUCAUCUGUUACAGGACCUCUCAAGUGGAGAGUCAGGAGUUUUUCCUAGCUCAUGGGAAAGCUCUAAGACUUCUAGUAGGCAUGGCAGACUAGAACUUGGACUCGAUAACCGGAGCUUACAGGCUUCCACUGCUUUAAGGAUUGGGACAACAGAGCUCCGUUCAAUGAUUUUGAAGGGUGGUGGGAUACUUACACUGGGAAAAAUAUAUGAGUUGUUAGCAAAGAGAUUAUCUGGGAAGAUGUUCUUGGAAACUGCCAAAUACCAGAUAAAGAAGGAAAUUAUCAAAGAGGGUGGACGUGUAGCAGCUAUUAACCUGGAGUCCAGAGCAGCCCUGCUCACGGCAAAGCAGGGGUUAGCCGGCGCUGCAUCCCGAUAUUUGGGGCUUAGGAGCAUGGUGACAUUACUUGGUCCAAUGCUGUGGGGGACAUUACUGGCAGAUAUUGUCAUUCAAAUGCUUGGCACUGAUUAUGCAAGGAUACUGCGAUCCAUUUACACAUUAGCACAGAUACGGCUCAAUCGCGCCUACAAAGUUCCACCUGAUAUUAACCGAGGAGAUGCUUUUUAAAUGAUGUACAAUUAAACUUUUUGCAAGGGUGAGUUGAUAGUCUUUAUUUGGUUCUUGAACAUCAAUGAUACAUAUUAAAAAUAGGUCCAUGGUAAUUGUCCAUAAUCCCUUUUCACUGCUGUAAAUAUUGUUCGAGACUGAGUCAUCAAUGUCUGUAGACAAUCACUCUGAAUGUAAUGGUAUUUGUGGUCAUGCUUCGAGGUUCCACCUUUAGUUACUGAUUAUGUGCUGCAAUUGACAUG
This is a messenger RNA of Ilex paraguariensis (yerba mate), 1464 nucleotides long. Lineage: Eukaryota; Viridiplantae; Streptophyta; Magnoliopsida; Aquifoliales; Aquifoliaceae. The record is from the annotation of a GenBank genome assembly.